AAGUCGAGUGUGUAAGUCGAGUGAGUGUGUAAGUCGAGUGUGUGUAAGUCGAGUGAGUGUGUGCGUUCUCGGGCAGCUGCCCGAGUGGUGUAACGGAUCGCAAAUUGGACAUUCCAGAGGCCCGCCGGUUCGAUUCCAGCUUCCACCGUGGGAGUUGAAAUAACGCGCGGGUUCCUUAAAUCCCCCCCCCUCCAUGCACCACCGCGGUACAGAUGGGUUCACCGCAGCUGAUCGAUCCACAUGUGGUGGAGGCGGCGGCGGCAUGGAAGAGUAGACCAAAUACACUCCAGAGCUCGCUCUCGUGGAGCCUCUUCCAGCCGCCGUGGUGCGAUCAAGUAAUUGCAGGGCCGCACCUUCCGGUUUGUGGGGGCGGCAGAGGGGGAUGAGCGACCUCUCACCUCUCCCAUUGCUCAUGGGGGGGAGCAGGUUGUGAUAAAAUGUCACCGCACUGUGCAUAACGCGGUGACUCGCGUAUUAUGGCGGUGGACCUUGCACCUGCGGAAAACACUUAAGCCGGCGUGGGCUUGCGGCUGGGUGCAGAUGAUGCGUGCAAGACGCUCUGGUGCAGCUGACUGAUAAGAUGACAAAAUACAGCAGCGUUGCGGGCUCCGCGUGCGUGGUGUGUACACCAGAAGGUGUGUACACACCUUCUGGCGCGCACGAGCGAGCUUGCCUGCGGGGCGUCAGUGCCCGGAUGGGUGCCUCUUGUCACAGUCGGGAGCACAGUUGGUGCAUCUGCCAGCCAUCUCAGUCAUUCACGUGGCCUCAAAGUGCACCGAGCGUGGCACAAGCGCCGUGAUGACGUCACCGCCACUUAGUGGUGAACAGCAGUCGUUUUAUAUUUACGUGCGUGAAAUGUGAAUCCCCUAGGUCAACUCAGCCUCAAAUUAGUACUUGGUGCGGUGUGUGAACAUUGCCACUCGGGAGACAAAGGCGGCCGGGCGUUGUGUUUUCCACCCACCCCUUUGUGUGCCAUGCCGGCCUUCAUAGGUGCUGCUCGCAAACAGCACUUGCCCCGACAGUCUGUCGAGGCUAUACGGGGGACCUUUGUCUUUGUGUGCGUGCCUCUGAGCGCCUACUGUCUGGUUUCCCAGACUCGUCUGGCGGCGCUGUCCUCACAGCGCCGUGGCUGUGUAAGCGCCACGGAGCCACUUUACCCGGUCUGCCCCGCACUAAACUCCGGAUGUCGAAGAUGUAAAAAAACGCCACAGAAAAGGAAGACAGAAAAAACAUGGGAGUUUUACAAAGCCCCACAUGUGUUAUUUGAGAAAACGUUAAAUUAGUGUAACUGCCACACACGUCCAAGCGCUGAUUUCAUGUGCGUGGAUUUUGUAAACCGAAAUGUUUAUUCAAAUUUUUUUACUCCACUCUUUAUGAGGAAUUGAGUUUCACUGUCCUUAACAGGGCCCUACACGUGCUAAUUCUGGGCAGAGCGGAUGCGGAAUUUCAGUAAUUCACGGCAGACUGGUUACUGGCUGCUGACUGCUGAGUGAGAUGCGUGUUUGGGGAUGGAGAUGACAGUAGCUGCUCUCUCGAGGACCUGGCGUGCAAUGUGGCGUCCACUGCUGUUUUUUUUUAUCUUGCCAGAAAGAAAACGGUGGGUUUCCACAUCACCUACCAAAAGCCAGCGCGGGGCCAGGGGAAAAGGGACACGAGAGCCAUACACAUACCGCCGACCCGAUAACUAACUCGCCUGGUAUGCAGGACGUUGUGAGUUAAUCCCGACCCUGACGUCUUUAUAUUUGGAGUUUGUAUGUUCUCCCCGUGGUUGUGCAGAUUUUUCUCCGAGUCCUCCGGUUUAUCACUCCACGUUUAGAAACGUGCGUUUAGAGUAUUUGGCCGCUAUCAAUUUCCAUAUGGUGACAAACUACUUUGUUGAGCUAUCAUUUGUGGCCAGUUCGCUUCUGAAAAAAGAGCUAAAUAUCUUAGUGGGCAUUAUCCGGUAAAAGAUAUUUUUUUGUUAUUGUUUAUAACCGCUGUAAUGCGCCCGUGCCAAACGACCAAGUUGUCAAAGCGGCUGCGACUCACCACAGAGCCCCCUUAAUACAGUGAAAUUGUCUUUGUCAUUCCAGUUCUUUUUUUUUGGCUGCCCUAGACCUGUAACUUGUAAAAAGAGCCGAGUGGCCCGUGCGAUGUCGCCUACGUGAACACGGCGAACACGGCUACACGGCAGUUGCCCCUUGAGCCCUGGUCACACUGGCGGGGGCUGUCUCCAUCGGCUUGGACACGUGGCCACACCCGGGCGCCCCACAAAAAUUCAUCAUAAAUUAUAAAAGCCCGAUAACGCACGAUAAACCUCAAAAACAAUGCGUUAUCGGUUGUAGGUCCUUAAAAAAUUGAUAAAAAACCCAACAAAGUGCAGAUUAAACGUGUUUUUAAUAUGAGCCCUUAUCGGAGCUUUUGGGCCCGCGUUAGUCACUGCGGGUUGCGAUAGUGUCUGUCUGUGGUGGUCCACGUGCACUCACAGCCACGGCCAUGCCUCUCUUCUGAUCAAAACAAAACAAAAAGCAAAAUUAACUUGGCAAGCUCACAACAACAACAUUAAUACAUCACUUAAUAUAUUACAAAAACUACUAAACUAGGCCUUCGCGUAGUACAUUGUCCAUUAAGCGAGGGUACAAUUUGCUUGUUUUGAUGCUAUAAUCGGUAAGAACAAAAUCUUUCUGCAUUGUGUAAUUGAUAAAUGCGCAUUUUUGUUGUAAAGGGUUUUCUUGUCAAGUAAAAUUCAACACGAAAAACCAUACACAAACUGGAAUAGAAAAUUAGUUAUUGCGGUUUCGUAGAAGGAAAUUAACGGAAUUGUUUUCAUAUCUGGCCACUGCACACGCUCUGGCGUUGUGACGACGUCCUACCUACGUUGGAGCCGUGUGCCCUACACACAGCUCAGGGAGAAGACGACAUUUCCACACCCUGCGCGAUCCAGUGGGUGCUCUUUUGUUAACGGGUAUCAGUGGCCCUGGUCGCGGUAUUGUACCGCGCAAGAGAAAAUUUUGGGCAUACACAAGUAAUUAGUGUGACCUUACGGCAGUAAACACACACACACACACGCUCCGUUUUAAACACAAAUCCUCAUCAACCAAUUCCAUCCCACACUUUCUGUAAUGUAUGAGAAUAUUCUUCUGUACAAAUGAUUCCUAAUGAAGAAAUUCGUUCACAUUUGUCUCUUUGCAUCGCUGCUGUCUACAGUGAAAUGGUUGAAAAUGUGGUGACUUUCUGAGUUGGUGGCCUAAAACCAGGCUAUAGGUGAUGGCAUGUGACAUGUCAGGCACAAUGAAAGAACCCAUUCUUCGAUCACAAUCCCACCAUUGUUGUCUAGAAAACAUGUUCGUGGCAAAUUUAAAUCGAUAAUGGCGACGUAAAUAUUGAGAAUAUUAAGCAUAAGCUGAAUGGGAAUUGUGUCCGCCGGUGUGCGUUGGGAAACCCUUCAUGGCUUUCGCAGCGCUGUGAGCCACCAGCGAAUUGUCUCGUGUGAAAUGUCUCCAGAGUGUAACCACCGUCCCCAGCUCAUUCUCUGAGGCGCAGCGCCUUCGCAACGCGUCUGCCGAAGGGGCCAACGGAGCAGAGGCUCGCAAGAAGAUUGGCUUCCCCAGCUUGUUUCCUCGAAGUCUUGAGUUGUUGCAGCAUAGGCCGGCAGUUUUAGUGGACGGGUGAAGUGUGGUGUGAGAGCGGCUUGCGCUGCCGUUGAAGUGCGUUUUGUUUUAUUGUCGUACACACUGUUGAACUUUGAACCCCCGGAGGCUUUCCUGAGAUAGAGUUCAUGUCUUCCUGACAAACGGCAGUCGGGUGUCUUUUUUCGUGCUCGCGUUCCAACGGAAGUGACUCGGGACCGCGUGGGGAUCGUGGCUCUACGAGCACAAAGUGACAAGUUGUUGAUGACAACCAAGCCAUUAAGCGCGUUCUCUUUCUUGCUGCCUUCAUCGAGGUGUUUGCGACGGGCCUUCGUGAUUGCGCGGUGAGACGGCGGGGACUUGCUCAUGGGACCGCGAUGCCACUCCAAAAAUCGGCGGAGGUUUUAGAGUUUUUUUCCAAUGGACUCCGGGGUUGCUCCCAAACUGUGUGUAGUUGGAGUGCGGGUUUUUGCAGUUUUGCGCAAACGAUAUUUAAAUAUUAGGUGUACGCUAACAGGGUGAACAAAGCUGUUGAACAAGACAACAAACUGAUGAGCAAUACAAACAUGCCGGUAAAAACAGGAUUUAAAAAAUAACAAACCCUUGAAUAAAAUCCCUCCCCCCAAAUCGUGGCGAAUUAUCGGAUUUCUGAGGGUGUCGAUCUUCAUGCGCCUUGGGAGACUCUCACGAGUAGAGUUAGAGCGUCUAUCGCGUCCACAAGUUGGUGAAUUCCUCAUCACAGAGACCGAGGUGGGCGCCGAGGAUGGGCCACUGACCCUGGGCCACUGACCCUGGGCCACUGACCCUGGGCGUGAGGGACGCGCCUGCUGGACCGUGACCGCACCCAGCCGCCGAUUUUCCUGCUCACGUUGAAACAGAGAUACUGCGUCCGUUUUGUGUCGAUGCUGCCAUAUUUGUGCGUGUCUGGGGUGGCAGUAGCUGCGGCUGGGUAGCCCUCGUUUAGUGGCUCCCCUGAGAGAAUGGUGGGCCCGCAGACACAAGGGCAAGGGUUCACAUGCAGGUCAGCAAUUUGGGAGGGGUAUACGUCGGGUUGGAAAUGUGUGGCGCCUGCACAUUGGUUAAACUCGGCUUAGGGAAUGAUGGUGAGAGUUGAUGAGUGGCAGGUUCCGGUUUCACAGAUAAUUGUUGGGAUUUUUGUGACCGUGAGUUUGUUGCUUGAGUGCGGCUUUGUUUUUCACUUUUACAUUUUCUUAUCAUUGAUUUUUUUUUAUUCCCCCGCCCAAGGCAAUUAUUUUCCAGUGCUCAGGAAUGACGUGGACACUGUUUGCAUUUGCUCUUUGAGAGUUUGGAGUUAUUUGUGAUUUAAUUAAAAAUAAAACAUAAAUCCGAGGCAGCAUGUCCAACAUCCCUUCAGGGCAAGGGUGGUCACCGCCCGGGUCGGAGUCGGCACAAGUUCUCUUAAGGGGGGGGCGGUCCCCACCGUGGUCAUGUGGAAUGUACACCAGCGGCUCGGGACAGCCAGUCGAGUUAAACCAUACCAAAGCUGGAUAGGUCACGGAAAGGCUUUGAUUUUGAGUGACAAUCAAUGUGUAAUUGAAGCCUCCUUGCCGCAUAGACACUCGUGGUCCAACUGAAAGCAAAGCCUUCAUGAAUAGCCCGGCUGACUUGCCAGAUAAUGUUCCCUGCCCACCCCCAGCAGCAGGGUCACUGAGAGGGCAGCGCUAUGACAGUUGACCUUUGACCCCGCGUGGCCUAUAGGAGCCAGGCAAAUGCUGCCGUAGGACCACCAGUAGAUGAUUAAGUAACCCAAAGAGCUGGAGUGGUAAUGUACAAAUACAACUCAGAGUUGUUCGUGAAGUGAUAACACCACUGCGAUGGGGGGGGGGGGAAUCCUUGAAGAGAUUUUGACCCCAUUUAAGUUUCAGAACUGUGCGGGCCCCUCCUUCAGAUUCCACACCGCAACACUGUGGCCUUGUGAUCCAUCCGAGUUCCUCAACAGGGGUCGUGAGUGUCUUGUGUAGCGUGACGACGGGUGCCCUCGCGUUUCCCGUUUGCGCCCAGCUGUUUUACUCUUCGGUCCCUGUGUAACGCAAGUUUGUUUUAACUUCCUUUUUCGUGAUACACCACUUAUUGCACUUACAUUUUUGUUGGGGCCACAUCGUCAUAAGGACAUUUGCCUAAUGCUCGUGUGGGAGAUCAGUUCCCAUCACGCGUGCGGCGGAAAAGCAUUUAGCAAGUCGCCACAGACCCCCACAGGCCAAGCUGUUGUGAAGAGAUAUUUGGUACCAAUACUGUAAAUUGUUUUUUUAAAUUUAUAAUUUUGCCACACGCAAAUUUGCGUAGCCUCAACCCCACACCCACGUCGCUGACAACACCGUCCAUCCUCCCUCGUAUCCGUCGCCUCUCAGCCUUUGCCUCCACCACCUAUCCUGUAAAUCGCUUCGAUUGACGCCAUUUCAAUAUUCGCCAUCGCACUUUUCAGAAACGCAUCCCCGAUAUAAAUUGGGGUAUUACUGUAGAUCGAUGCUACACUUUGCCUAUGACCUUAUCACCCGAUGCACGUCAUUAGAUUUCGCAAGCCAAGCAAACCUGAGCCCGGUUUAGCGCUGUGAUGGGCGACCAACUUGAAGAAGAUGCUAAUUGUUUGGAAGUGGCCAGUCAAUGCGUGACACAAGCAUGUUGACGUCUUACCACAAAGAGUUACACAUUCUGAGCCAUUUCCCCGUGACCCUUUAUUGAACUCGCAAACUUCUGACUUUGAACUCGCUCUAACUCGCUCUAACCAACUCACAGGGAGAGAAAGCUGAAACUUUCUUAACGAAAUUUUUUUACAGUUGGUGGUGUCCGUGGCAAAAUCGCACGCAUCAAACAUACCCACUUCUUUUUUUAAAUCUUGGGCAGACUGCUGUACGCGUUAUACAGGUUGCGUAGAUAUCCACCCGUGCUCUAUGGGUGGCCUGCAGUUGCUGCGAAUAUGACCUCGUUAGUCGGCAGCUACUACGCGAAGCCUGCCCCCCACACACACACAGCCCCAGAGUGGGAGGCCAACUGGACGAGGGAGGGCAUUCUACACGAGCCCCAUAAAAGCCGGAACCGCCGUUUGUGCCGGAGCCCAAAAAACACUCGGCGGUGGUCCCCCGCCCGCGGCCGAGUUGCCUUCGUAAAACGAGCACCAUUGACUCUACACCCUACGUUGCGCUCAAAGGCAGAGGCGGGACAAUAGAUGUGGGAUUUUUACCAGCGCUGCAAACUUCGAGAGAGCCGCCGCCGCAGCAGCAGCAGAACACGGCCAGAUUAGUGAAGUGGAAACAAAGAGGGGGUGGGAGGGGAGAACGAACACGAAAAACUGGAGCGAUAACAAAAGGUGACAUGUGCGCCAACUGAAAAAACACAGAGAGGCUACAGCAGGGCUCCAUCCAGAAACUACUCCCAUUGCUGGGCAUCAAGGGAAGCGUGGGGAGCGGAGGGGGAGAGCAGGGGAGAGGGCGCCUGCGAGGAGGAGGAGGAGGCGGUGGGGCCGUGGGAUCACAGGGCAGCUGUAGAAACAGGUCGCGUGUUGUUGUGGCCGCGCGUAGGGCGCGUGCUGGUUACACAGAGGCCUGGCGGACCGCCGGUGCCGCGGUGCGGUGUGGGGACAGGCCGUCGUGCGGCGCGAGAUGCCCCGAUUACACCAGCGUGGGACGCCUUUCAGAGAUCCCCUUUCGCGUGCUCAAGGACGCCGUGUUGGCCGUACCGUGUUGUCACGUGUACGGUGCUCAUGACGGACGGUCCGAGCGUUCUGAGGAUGGUAUUGUAAAAGAUAGCCACGCCGACUUAUUUUGAGGUUCGUGUAAAGUAUAUUUUCACGGAAUAUACUUUGAUUGAAUGAAUUCUUCGGCAUCGUUUCGGACAUGAUGUGCGGCUAAAAGUAGUCGCAUUUGCUGCAGGUUUCUUCGUCAAAAACACUCAGCCCCUGGGGCACUUGGCUCACAACUUGAACGCCGCUAGCGACGGCGUGGCCGAGACGACGUUUUUACCCUCCUGCUCUCACCUCAUCUGCACAUCCUCAAGUGCACGCCAAGAGUGCCACCAAUGAGGUUGUUUGGCUGCCCCAGGUUGUGUUAUACUAGGCCUGCAUCAAUGAUACUAGGCCUGCAUCAAUUAACCUUUAUUUUACAAUGUUUGCAUGAAUUGACGCUAUCCGCGGCGUUAAUUUGAUUCGGUAAUAUUUUUUUAUUCUUCUGAAUGAAUGACAUGCGACGAAAAUCGCAAGUUCUCGGACACACCGUUCGACGCAUCUAUCGCACGCGUGAGAAUUUAGUUUGUUCGAUGAAUGGGUGCAUUGUCGAAGCACAAAGGUGUACUUGCGUGUGCCGUACACACACCGGUGAGCAUGUUCGACGCUGCUUGGGCACAAUAGCACAGGUGCACAGUGUCUCUUGAAAUGAGAUUUGUGUCCAAGCUUUCAGAUUCACCACAGACAUUCUAAAUAAAACUCCCCCGCUCAAGUUAUAUCACACACGCAGUACACAAAGAGCGCCUCGUAGACGUUAAAUAUUUGUUUUCCAUGAAGAUAUCUGAAACGCGUAAUGUGGAUUGUUUUCUUUACUCCUGCUGUAGCGAUUAAUCAAAAUUCCAGCGGUGCCGUGACGUUCCAUUUGCUGGUAAACACAUUGCACACGAACGGGGGGAGGGCAGUCUAUUUUGGUGACAAUUUAGAGGUCGUGACAGCUGGCAAUGUGAGCACUUGAUUAUCGCUAUAAACACAUGGCUGGAAGCAGAGCUACUGACAAGCGAAGUCAUCCUGAGGCUGCUCUGCGGUUGGCAAACUAAAAGCCAAAAAACCAAAUCGAAGACAGCGGCUGAUCGAAGACAGCAGGUGAAACAGGCUGCCCUCUCACUUCUGCUCGGGCCGCUGCUCUCGUUCGCUUCCUGUGCGGGUCACAGACGGAGCGGCGCUCGGCAUAUUUCCGGACGGUGUCCGUGAGUGACAGUCGAGACUGCCGGACUCCGAGCCCCCCCGCUUGCUCCAGGGCAGCCCGUUGAGAGUCGCGAGGGGCCAUCGGGCCCGCGCCAAGUCUGGACGCCCACAAAUCAGUGUGGACGCACUGUGGUCGUGGCCUCAAAUAGCCCCACCAUACCUUUGCCAAUUAUCAUUCCUCGGCAGCGUGACUGCCUGGCUGCCUGGGCGCCCUGCGCGCUCGCAUGCCGGAUUCGACGGCGGGGUGUGCGUGCUGCGAUUAAAGCGGAGCGAACAAAAAACGAUGCUGGCUCCAGCGAAGUUUUUUUUUGGUUUUUCUAUCAAGCUGCACUCUUGAACCGCCCGGGAGCUGCGUGUGGCUCGCGAGCGGCCGGUUUUGCCACCCCUGGUUUACGCCGCCGUGCUUAAUGAAACAAACGUCUUCCUUGAGUAAGAGGCUGCUGAUCUCAGUGGGCUUUUACCUGGUUUUAAAGGUAAUCUAGAUACCUGUUCGUAUGUCUGCAGUUGAGGAAUAGCGUUAGUUCCAUGCCCAACUGGUUAUUUAACCCUUGAUGGAGCACUUCUCCUGUUGCUGCGCUGAAAUGUUGAAUGUCUGUUUUUUUCGUCGUCACUUUUCCCAUCGGUGUGUUUGUGUUUGAGCUGCGCUUCCUGAAGCACACACGGGUUGUGCUGAGGUUGCAGUCCCGAACUAUGUAGAGGCACCGAUGUGCAUUGCAUAAUUCCAACACUGCUCAAACAUUCAGCUGCAUCUUUCUUUUACCCUUCGGUCACCGGCGGUUGGCCCACGUGACUGCUACCGCCGCAGCGAUGCGUCCUACUGCACUUGGGAAGUGAGUGGGAAAGCCGGCAAGUGUGCCACUUUCUCCUUUUCAGUAGCAUUUUUCUCCCACGUGGAAACACUUCUCAGCUGGCUGGGAGCGAGAUGCAUGUUUAGCGGCCCACACAUCGGUGCUUUGUACUGCAUCUGUUAUGGGCUGCAUGCUCUGCCCGCUGGACGUCUGACCGAUAAAAUCUCGGUCCAUAAAAUUCAUGCCACGAUCUUCUUGUAACGACCAAAAUCUCAGUAUUGCUUUGAAAAUGUGUCUGAUCUUUAAAAAAAAAUCUUGAUUUUAAAAUGAUAUUUUCGUGACACAAUAGUAGAGUUCUGGUAGCCCCAAGGAAUAAUGCUUCGGCUGUGCGUGCCGCCACACAUGCACACGUAACAGACUCGAGAGGCAGGAGCUGGGGUGUUGUAUUUGUUUGUAUCCUUUAUCCAACCUCGAGAGGAACUAAACCAACGGAGACGCAGCGUGACCCCCUUUUGCAAGGGUGGCCUGGGCUGACUGAGGUCCCCGCAGCGUUGGAGCGUAAGUACCGUAAUGGAGAUGACUUGAGCAUAAUGUGAGCUAUCGGUGAUGGUCACUGGCUCGUGAGUUACAAUGCUCAUGGGGGAUUUACUUAGCCCAUCAUGCCACCGGGGUUGCUAAAACGAGUACCCCUUUGUGAGAAAUUCAACAGCUGUUGUCCUAAGGAGUCUCGACCACCGAUUCAGGAGACGAUUGAGUCGGAAAUCACGAAGUCUUUUUUGACUCUGCACGUACGUUACUCUGGGUCUUAUACUGUUGAGUUCAGUGAAAGCAUCAAAGCUUCUAAAAUUCGAGGAAAUACCUCCCCUGCCACUGAGAAUGGCAGUCUUGUUUUUGUCAGUUGUAGUCGUUCCCUUUUCUGAGGCAUGGCCUCUGUGUGAUUGUGCUCGCGCGAGCGUGGUGCAGCGAUUCGACUUCCGCUCGCGGCCACCUCCGAUUAGCACGGUUGGCUAUGUACGGUGCGAAAUGAGUUCAGCGUACUUAUGUACGUAGCAGGGAAAGUGGGAAGCUGCACUUCUGAGCGCGUGGAUAGGAACAAUCGCUCGAAAGAAUCUCAGAAGCAGUUCUAUGAAAUCUCCUUCUGCGGACCAUUCUCAACCACUUUGUGAUGUGAGAGUUACAUCUCCAGACUUGAUUCCGACACCACAAUCACAGUGAAAUAGCAAAGUAGAAAGUAAACAAAAAUGUUAUGGACGCCCUUGGAAACAAGAUGUUCCAUCGCAAGAGAUUAUCCAAGUUAAAUAUUUUGCUUAAUGAAUAAUAAUGAAAAUGACAAUCUCAAAAAAAUGCAUCACAAAAACAUACCAACACAAAUGUAACAUUGUCAUCGUUUAAUUCCGUCUACAUUAAGGGGACUCAAAAACCAACGGAGAGAAGUGCAGGCAGAGCCAGAGUGCCUAUCCCUUUCUGGCUGGGAGCUCUCAAGAUGGAAGUGGGCAGCGUGGAGACUGCCGGCGGACGUGGCUGGCCGGGGUCGUCACGGCACGCUCCACGUGGUCACCGUGCACCGGGGGCGAGCAGCAAGGCGCGUGUCCGCUCUGGAGAAAUGUAAUCUCGCGUUAAACAACCCGGCGGCCAAAAUAAGAGCGCUUUUUUUCUUUUCUUACGGAGCUCUUUUGCUCAAUGUGUACAGUGCGGUGCAUUGAUUUCAGAUGCUUUCCAACGUGGCUCCGGCUGCUGAAACCCGGGCGCAUUUCUGUGCCCGUGCGUUCGUUGUGCGUAUGCCCGCAUUUAGCGUGCGUGUUGAGAGAGCGGUCGCGUAGCUGUGCUACAAACCCGGCAACCUGAGUUCGAUUUCUGCUCACGGCCACCAACACCAGUGACGGCUAUCUGAACUGGUCCUGGGCCUCCCCUUGGUCGUCUCAGCCUCAAAUUAGUAUCUGGUGUGUAAACAUGCCCACUGGGGAGACAAAGGCGGCCAGGAGCAGUGCUGGACACCCACCCCCACGUGUUCUUUGCCGGCCGACAUAGGUGCACUUGCCCCAAAAGUCUACACGGGGGAUCUUUAUUUUUGUUGAGAGACGUGGCAGAAGUUGCUUGAAUAACACAGCAGCGCUCGUCUCCAUGAGCAGUCCUAAACUAACGGUGGAGACUCCACAUCCCCGGUGCAGGGACCAGUCUACCUAUAGAAUGACCACUGAUAACUUCGCACAAAUUGGCCCUCAUUUUAUAUGAGAAGGAGGAAUGAUGGGAAGAGUCCGCGUUCAACGGGCAUUUGAACGCUUGGCACCGAUUGCGAGUCGGUUGCUCUGCUGGCAUUGCCACCUUUGACCAGAUUAGUCAGUGUCUAAAUGUAACUGCUUAUGAGUUUAGCGCUGUAGAAAUUCAAGGAAGAAAUAACCGUGUUGCCAUCGUGUGGUUAUGCCGCUUUGCUAAGGCUCUGUGGCCUUGAUUGGUGGUUUCGAUGGGGUCGUUGUCGGGGCUGUAUCUGGCUCCAGAAAUUUAAUCUGGUGCUGCUACCGCAGUGUGUCACACCACGUGGCAUAAACAGAAAUUAAUCGCUCAUCUCAGGAUUUCACUUUCUUUCGAUGAUGCGUUCCAUUGCAUUAAUUUGUAAGUUUUGUGUUUGUAUCUUUUUCAAAUUAGUUGAACAGAAUAGUUUAUUUUAUGCAUGUAUUUGUUAUUGUGGCAGUGAAGUAAAACAACACAUUAUGUUCCCAAAGCAACUUCACUUUACUGCGUGGGGCAUUGGACACUCCAUGUUCCCCAAGAAGUGGUCCCAUAAAAGGGAAGACACAACAGCCUCGGCUUUAAAAUUAGCACGCACACACAGGAUAUUUUCUGACACCGUGGCUAAAGAGUAUAAAUGUCCAUCUCAGGGGCGUGUUGGGGGCUGCCAGGUCGCGCUCAGAGUUAGUGACUCUGGGCCAAGGUGGCCCAUCAAUAACGUCCCUUUAAAGCGUGGGAAGCGCCGCGAUGGUCGCGUUGACUCGACAGCAGCAGUGUCUGCAGCUGCUGCUGCUGCGCUCCGUGCGAGGAGGCGCGAGCCCCAGAGCGAGCCGGUCCUCGGGGCCGGGCUGGGAGAUUCGUGCCGCCCACGGAGGAGACACGUGGAAGUCGCGUUUGUCACGCGCGUCGCUGACAUCCUGGUUCAAAUCUGGGCAGCCGCAUUAUUGUGAUUCAAACCGGGCUCUUGAGUUUAGCGAUUUGAUGGCUUGAGCCUGCUCUUCAGUAGCUGGUUUUCACUUUGUUCAGCGUGCUGGCUUUUUUUUUUUAAACCACAGUUGUCGUCCGGUAGCCCACAGCCCAAAGUGUCAUAAUAACACGUCGCCAAAAACAGAGAGGGCGAAGUUAAUUGUUCGUGAAAUACAUGCGUGAUAGAAUGUUUAUUUCUUCACGAGCCAUUUAAAGAAACGUAUUAAAUUAUUGUAAUUUUUAAUAGUGUGAUGGGCUCAUUUAACAUGGGAAAACUAGCUUAAGUAACAAAAUACAGACUUUGCCCUUCAAUCCACAUCUUGCACGUUGCAUUUUUCAAGUCUAUCUUGGGCCUGCGUGGGAGCACCACGUUGACUGCAUGACAAUAAACGUUGCUCCCAACGUGAGGUCUGCUCAAAGAAUUCACCGAGUGAAAGGUCUUUAAGGCCUUUAAGGGAGAACUGCGGCGCCAAUAAAAUAAAAACGGAGAUGGAGAAAUGUCUCCACAGGAAAGGGGCCUGCCUUGAGCGGAGCAGCUGUGUAUGGGACCGAGAGGUGCGGCUUAAUUGGGCCCUCUGAUCAGGGCUUAUGAAAAUCUGCGGAAGCACCAACUUCCUUUGUGAAGUUCAUUUUAAUUUCAAGAGCAAGAAGCAUUUCUCCUUCUGCAAAUUCAUGCACGUGUUUUUGAACGUUUUCCUUGUUAUGUUUUUUUUGGCGCAAACUUACCUCAACCAAGAUGGGAAAUUAAAGACAUUCGCUUGCACAAAAGGUCGGCAUGGAUGAUUGUGAAGGCCCGGUACAAAGCAGCGAUCCCAUCUUGGGCUGCUCCCUGACCCCAGCUGACCCUGGCUCUCAACGCAAGCCUCUUGUCUGGUUUAUAGUGGCUGCUAAGGCCCUGUAAAAAAACCUGGGUUGGAAUCUCGCUUCACCGCGCACUCAGGCUGCCCAUUGGCACGCAUCGAUCAUUUCAAAACACUGCCCACGUGUCCCGCAUGACUUAAAAUGAUCAUGUGACUCGACGAUGCAAACAUUAGCAAUUGCAACAUUGAAUUACAUAACACGAACGCAGGAAGUUGGACACUUUGUGCUCUUUGUGUACCAGAAAACACAUUUUAUGGGUUAACAGCACAGCACUCGGCUCGGAUGUCAGAGCGCUUAUUCAGCGCCGCGGAGGUCCUGGGUUCCACUCUGGGUGGCCACGAGUGUCGCCACCUGUCCAGGAUUUACCCGGACGUCCUCUUUUCGUGGUAGCUGUCCCGGGGAAUCUGUCAGUUGUCUUCCCCGGGACGCCGAUUGGCAUCGGCAGCCACGAGAGCCGGGCUUGGUGCGAGCACUACAGCCCCGCGCUUUAUUUUUGUUGUCGUUUGAGUAAUUUCGCAGCACUCAAGAUGACGCGUUCGCAUGAAGUUCUCCCGCCUGCUGCUACCGUGAGAUAUGUGACGGGUGCUUUGUCACCUCGGUGAUGGUAACCCUGAGUGGUCAACCGUGUUUGAGCCGCGUUCUCACGUGGAGUGAGUCGGUGGUCUGGGCCUGUUCACGCUUGGGCGUGUUAGCCUGAGCAGCGCAAAGAAGCUGCUUUGCCUCGAGCACAACAUUUGAGUGUCUACACUGUGUAUACUGUGCGCACGCCACUUGUUGUGGUCGUGUUUACGCACGCAACACGUGGUCUAAAUGUUUUGCGAAGGGAUAAAAAAAUAUGCGUGUGCAGAUUUAGAUAUAUAUAAUGUUUGUGUUUAGUAUUCAUUUAUACGUUGUGCUUUUCAUGUUUUAUUUAACCUCUCCAAACAUUUACAGUUGCGGUGUAGUUACGCUAGUUCUUCCCAUGAUGCAUAACUGCAGGCACUGAACUGUGUGUGGAAGAAGCGGUGUUUUCAAUCCAUAUUCCUUUUGUGCCCGUUAGGCGUGCAUAACAAUUGAUAAUUGACAAUUUUUGCAUUGGACAGACUUACGAUUUUGGCUGAUGGAACGAACAAUGAUGUACGAACGGGACAAAAAUAUGGAAAAAAAAUGUCAUAAAAGGACAAAUGAGACGGCAUUAAAACAUUUAUUCUCAGAUGACGACUCGUGACCCAAAGUCACCUUCCUUCGUCAAUCGGCCUUGCCGCAACGCCGUCCCUCGUUUCGUUCCCGCAGGGGAGUGGCGGAGGGCGGAGGGGAGGGUCCUCGUGCGGGGGGCGAGGGGGGCCGCGACACCCCCCGCGCACUGCCUAAGAUGGAGGACCGCCCGGAGGAGCGCCUCAUCCGCGAGAAGCUGAAGGCCACGUGCAUGCCGGCCUGGAAGCACGAGUGGCUCGAGCGCCAGAACCGCAAAGGUCCCAUGGUCGUGAAGCCGCUGCCCCUCAAGCUGGACGUGGGCGAGGACGAGCGGGCCCUGCCGGAGGCCGCGGGCGAGACGGCGCGCACGUCGCCCCGCGCGGCCGCGCGGAGGCCCCGCAGCCCCUCCCAGCUGGGGGGCGGCGCGGGGGCCCCCGGGGACACGUCGCCACCGGGGACCCUGCCCAGGAUCUCGGCACAGAAGCCCGGCUCCCCGGGCGAGCGGAGACGCAGGGCCUCCCCCACGCUGGGCGGCCGCGUGACCCCGCCGCGCCGCGCGCCGUCACCCGACGGCUGCUCGCCUUACAGCCCCGAGGAGACGCAGCGGCGCGUGAGCAAGGUGAUGCGCGCACGCCUCUACCUGCUGCAGCAGAUCGGUCCCAACUCAUUCCUCAUCGGGGGAGACUCGCCCGACAACAAGUUCCGCGUCUUCAUCGGACCCCAGACGUGCAGCUGUGGGCGCGGCACGUUCUGCAUCCACGUCAUGUUCGUCAUGCUGCGCGUCUUCCAGAACGAGCCCAGCGACCCCAUGCUGUGGAGGAAAACCCUCAAGAACUUCGAGGUGGAGAGUCUCUUCCAAAAAUACCACACAAAGAGGAGCUCACGCAUCAAGGCUCCGUCGCGCAGCACCAUCACCAAGUUCGUGUCGCGCCUCUCCAACUCGCACCUCCCGGCCGCACAGAGCACCGCCUCCAGCCACCCAGAGCAGAGUGGCAAGGAUGAGGAGGAGCAGGUGUGCCCCAUUUGCCUGCUCGGCAUGCUGGACGAGGAGAGCCUCACCGUGUGCGAGGACGGCUGCCGCAACAAGCUGCACCACCACUGCAUGUCCAUCUGGGCCGAGGAGUGCCGCAGAAACCGCGAGGCGCUCAUCUGCCCGCUGUGCCGAGCCAAGUGGAAGAGCAACGAGUUUCCCUGUUUCGAGGCCCCGCAGGCGGCGACGGCGCUGGCGGCGACGGAGGCGGCCGCCCCCGCCUCUUCCUCCUCCUCCUCCUCGCCGGCGCCCGUGGCGCAGGCCGAGACGUCGAGGCGGCCGCUGCCCGACGGCGACGCGACGCAGCUCAACUUCCGCGUGCAGCCCAUCCCCGUCGCGUACCGCGAGCUCGCACAGCCCUGGAUCCAGGUGUUUGGCAUGGAGCUGGUGAGCUGCCUGUUCUCGCGCAACUGGAAUGUGCGCGAGAUGGCGCUGCGGCGACUGUGGCACGACGUGAGCGGCGCGCUGCUCCUGGCCAACGGGGAGGUGCGCACGGGCGGCGCCGCCACGGCACCACCGGCUGUGGGGGCGGCCGCGGCCGCGGGGGGCCACGCGGACCGGCCCGGGGCCCAGGGGCCGGCGCCGGCGGCGACCGCGGCGGCCGGCCCGGUGGGCGGCGGAGCCGGCGGGGAGAUGUGCGGAGAGACGGUGGUGCGGUGCUGCUGCAGCGUCCUGGCGCUGGUGUGCGCCGACCCCGUGUACAAGGUGUACGUCGCCGCGCUGAAGACGCUGCGGGCCAUGCUGGUGUACACGCCGUGCCACAGCGAGGUGGAGCGCGCACUGCUGCAGCAGCUGCUGCGGCCCGUGGUGGAGACCAUCCUCGUCAAGUGUGCCGACGCGCACAGCCGCAUGAGCCAGCUGUCCGUGUCGACGCUGCUGGAGCUGUGCAAGGGGCAGAGCGGCGAGCUGGCCGUGGGGAGAGAGAUCCUCAACUCCGGCUCCCUGGGCAUCGGCGGCGUGGACUACGCACUCAGCUGCAUCCUGGACUCCCCGCCCGACGCCUCCAACUGGCAGGGCACGCUAGGCCGCCUGUGCCUCAUCGAGCGCAUGCUGCUCGAGUUCCCCGCCGAGUUCUUCCCGCACAUCCUGCUGGAGCGUGCCGCGCCCAGCGGCCCCGCCGCUGCCACUGCCGGGGGCUCGUCUGGGACGAGCGGCAACGCCGACGGCAUCCAGGGGGACAGGUACGAGAAGCUGUUCUCCCUGCUGGCGUUCGCGCUGCGCUCGGCGCCGCACUCGCACGCCGUCGUGGGGAAGCUGUCGCGCCGCGUCUUCCUGAGCGCCGCGCGCAUGGUGGCUCCCGCGGGCCACGUCUUCCUGCGCAUGGCGGCCAUGUUGGAGGGCCCCGGCGCGGCCCACCACGCACGCCUGCGCCGCCGGCUGCUGGCAGUCGCCGUCGAGAUGGAAGUGCUCGAGGCGCUGGAGGCGCUGGGGGGCCCCGACUUCCCGGGGCCUGGGGGGGUGGCCUCGGCUCCCGCCGCGGCGUCAGGCGGUGGAGACGUCUCGCACCCAAGGAUGAGCGGCGAAGAGUUCGGCAGACUCGCCUUGGCACAGCCAAGCACCAUCUUGAGGCAAACGUCGCUCCCAGAACAGACGCUGCAGCAGCAGCAGCAGCAGCAAAAGGAGUCUCCCAAGGCCCGCUCGCGCCCACUCGCGCAGUAUUUCCCGGUAUCGCCGCUCGCAAAGGCACAGCUGGUUUCCCCUUCACACACGGCCAACGCUUUUGUCCCGUCCAGCACCGCGGGGACCUCGACCGCCGCUCAGCCCGCGCCGGGGCCUCCCGCAGUGCCGAUCCCAGGGCCCGGCCUGCCUCCCGUCACGAGGCCCUCGUCGCUGGCGCUGCCGUUGGCCGACUUCGCCUCGCCGUCUGCGUCGUCGCCGACCGCGCAGACCCCGGGCUCGGGGGUCGGCGAGCGACCCGGGACCAAGGCCCCGGCGCGAGCGGCGACCCCGCAGGCCGCUCCCGGGCCGCAGGCGUGCCGCGACACGCGGGACCUCGGCUUCGUCCCCGAGGACAGCAAGGAGCGAGAGCCGGAACUGGAACGGGAGCCGCCCCUGUUCACGCAGACGCGCCUGGCCUCCAACAACCAGGUGCACCGGCCCAAAGCGUCGCGGCCCGGGCAGCCCGUGAGCUCGCCGCUUGGCAGCCCGGCCCGCGGGCCCGGGGAUGUCGCCGAGGCGGCGCACGUGCGGCCGGGUCAGCCGGAGAGGAAGUCGGCCGACUUCGAGCGCGUGCACGUGAAGCUAGACCUGCCGCAGCGCAAAUCCACCGACCUGGACCUGAGGCAGGGCAGGCUGGAGCCGCUGUCGCACAGAGACACGGAGGCCCCCUUCGCCUCCCUCGCCGCCGCGGCCGCCGCGCCCCCCGCCCCCGAGGGGGCCGCGGGGGCCUCGAGCCAGGGCUUCGCCGAGCUGCUGGGGAAGUUGGAGAGACGGCCUCGGGAGUCGGGCGCCGCCACCGGCGGGGUCCCCAAGCCGAGCUCCUCCGACUUCUUGGAGAGGAAGCGCGGCUUGAAGUCGCUGAACAAUGGAGCCCCCGCGGAGUCGGGGAAGACGGCGGUGGGAGGACAGAGCCGGCCCCCGUUGCCGGGCCCAGAGGCGGAGGGUGAGCGUGGUGACGAGGCCGCGGGGCGGCGCCGUGGGGAGGGGGCCCCCGACCCCCCCGAGGGAGGAGACGGCGCUGAGUCGCGCGGCAGGGCGGACGACGCGAGGACGGGCGGCGCCGGCGCGGCGCCGGCACCGGGGGAUUCCGCUCGGCCCGGCACCGACGCUGGAGGCCGGGAGCCCGCGGUGGGCCCAGUCCGCCCUCCCAUGAGCCUGGACCUUAAGCCGUGCGUGCAUCCGGCAUGCGACGGCGCCGCGGCCGUGGCGGCGCAGGACAAGGGGGCGGCCACGCCCAUGGAGGACCGCUACCGGCGCCUCGAGGCCUCGGCCGACCUCAACUCGAGCACCGAGGACCUGCUGGAGACGCCGAGCGCGGCGGGGCCCGCGGGAGGCCGCCCCGGGGAUCCCGCCGUCACCUUCGUCUCCGAGGUGGCCGUGAAGACGCCCGAGAGGCCCGGCGGAGGCGGCGGCGGCGGCGGCGGCGGCGGCGGAGGGGGGGGAGGCGGGGGAGGAGGGGGCGGCGGCGGUGGGCUGGACCCGUCGUACCGCGAGGACGUGCAGCGCAACCUGCACUGCAAGGAGAAGAUGGAGGCGGAAGAGGAGGAGGCGCUGCUGCUCGCCAUGGCCGUGUCGGCCUCGCAGGAUGCGCUGCCCACCAUCCCGCAGCUCGCCCUGCAGCCGGAAGACGACGUCAUCCUGCUGCAGUCCAACACGUCUGACGUGGGCCUGGAGCACACGCGUGCGCGCCAGCCGUACCAGGAGGGGGCGGAGUGGCUGAGGGGCCAGCAAAUUGGGCUCGGCGCUUUCUCCUCCUGCUUCCAGGCGCAGGACAUCGGCACCGGCACGCUCAUGGCCGUCAAGCAGGUGACGUACGUGAGGAACACGGCAUCGGAGCAGGACGAGGUAGUGCAGACGCUGCGCGAGGAAAUCCGCAUGAUGAGUCGCCUCGACCACCCCAACAUCAUCCGCAUGCUGGGCGCCACCUGCGAGAAGAGCAACUACAACCUCUUCAUCGAGUGGAUGGCCGGAGGCUCCGUCGCAAACCUCCUCAACAAGUACGGGCCCUUCCACGAGCGCGUGGUCAUCAGCUACGUGGAGCAGCUCCUGCGCGGCCUCGCCUACCUGCACUCCAACCAGCUGAUCCACCGCGACAUCAAGGGAGCCAACUUGCUCGUGGACAGCAUGGGCCAGAGGCUGCGAAUCGCCGACUUUGGCGCGGCCGCUCGCCUCGCAUCCAAGGGCACAGGCGCCGGCGAAUUCCAGGGGCAGCUGCUGGGCACCAUCGCCUUCAUGGCCCCCGAGGUGCUCCGAGGCCUGCAGUACGGACGGAGCUGCGACAUCUGGAGCGUCGGGUGCGUCAUAAUCGAGAUGUCGUGCGCCAAGCCGCCGUGGAAUGCAGAAAAACACUCCAACCACCUCGCCCUCAUCUUUAAGAUUGCGAGCACCACGACGGCCCCGACCGUGCCGCCCACGCUGUGCCCGGGCCUGCGGGACGUGGCGCUGCGCUGCCUGGAGCUGCAGCCCUCCGACCGGCCGGUGGCGCGCGACCUCCUCAAGCACCCCGUGUUCCGCGCCUGGUAGCGGGGCGGGAAGAGGGGCUGGGGGGGCGGCCAACAGCCGGCCGCAACAGCAGGUGGCAUGCGGAUUCAGUGGCACGGCCACACAGAGCUACGAUCACUCCAUGGUACAGCCACUCGGUGGGACAGCUACCCGCUUGUGCAGACACCCACUGGUACAGCCACCCACUGGUACAGCUCACCAGUUGAUGAGGCGCCCUGUGGUUCAGUUAUCUGGCGGUUUAGCUACGCAGUUGUGAAGUUUCUCAGUGGUACAAUGAGCCGGCUUGGCAUGCAGCGCACGCAAUAACUAGGCGGGUGACUAUCAAAUAACCCCGUGGACUGACUCGUCAAGCAGUCGGUAGAGCAAGGGAGACAACCAGAGAACCAAAGAGCACGCCAAGCAAGCAGCUGUCGUAUCAUCUCACCAGCCUGUCAGCCACCAAGCAGCAAAGCCACUUGGCAAGCUGGAGAGAUCGCCAACGAGCCGCCAGCUCGACGGCCAAACAGCACUGCGGUCAACCGGCGAGCGGUCGGUCGCAUCCUACGCGGUGCACGCUCGCCCACGGCGCGGGUUCCUCGGGCCUCUUGAUCUUGGCUGGAGCGUGAUUGUGCAGAGCUGGCGGCGGUGGCCUCUCGGCACCGCGAGCGGGGUGCACUGCUCGCCUUCGCUGCUGCACGGUCGCCUGCAUGCGGUGGGCCACCGUCUGUAGAUCACGGUGCCGUCCAAUGAAAAGAUCUUCCACGACGAGGUGGCGUGGGGUGGUAUUUAAGCAAUGCUCACGUUGGUUACUUUAUUUCGGCAGUGUCAGUCUCUCUCCAUAGGCAGCGACGUCUCGUCUUGUCUCUAUGCACGUGCUGUCGCCAGCGCCCGUACGGUCGGGUUGGGGGCGGUGUUGGGAAGCUGCGGCGAGCGGGCCGGUUGGGUUGGUGCUCUGUCCGGAUUGUUUGUUCCCCUCCAGGCGAUUGGGCUCGCCUGGUCCCAGACGUCUGCUGCCACAGCCCUGCGUGCGCUGGCAACGUGGCCGCCCCGGCGGAGCGAGAACAGUACUGACGGUCCACAACUGGCAGUUGCCACGUUCAGUUUUUUUUUAUUUGAGACUCCUUUUAAGUCUUUCCUGUGACUGUAAAUAGAAAAUAAAGACCCCUUGGCAGCUGUUAACAUUUUAAUUUAAACUGAUGGGGUUUUUUUACGAAAGUAUUUUAGUUAUUAUUUGCUCGGUUCAGGAUAUGCACGUCCGUAGCUAUUUGGAGUCUAGAACUUGCGAAGAGGUAAUAACUACUGUUUGACAAAUCGGGGGAUCUUGCGGUGUUUGUGGCUCAUUCUGCAGUCAGGGACGGUCCCUUGGUCGAUCUUCUGCAACUCUUCUGACACUUUGCUCCUUGGCUCCUUCCUGUCACAAAUCCGUUUUCUUUCUCUUAGACUAACCAGGUUGUUUUAAAACAAAAAAAGGGAUGUAAAUGUAAUUUAUUCUUUGGGUUUUCAUUACUUGAAUAGUGGGUACACUUUAAUUGGGGUUUUUGUUGUUUAGGGUACAGCAUAUUCUGUACUGAGCGUCGUAGAUACUCCGUGCCUGCGCUGUGCGCUGCCUCCUCCGCACGCACCCUUUAUUAUAUGUUGAUGUUUUUUGUGUUGUUGGGGAUUCAUUGGAAGUUAUUGUGCGGAGGAGUUUCCGGGCAGCUGCCCAGCCGCCCGCCCGCCCGCCCGCCCACACGGCGAUGCUAAACAAGCAGAGCGGCGCAGCGCCCUUCCGGAAGCUCUCGCCGUGGAUGAGAAACAGCAAACCGGCAAAAAGGGCCCCACAAACACAGAACGGCUGCUCCGUGGCAAGCCGCCCAAAUAUUUUAGCAUUUCACCAACAACAACAACAACCUUAUAUUUAGUUUGAGCACACUUUUGAAAAGGCUCUCCGGUGACUAGAUCAGUUGACUGGACAUGUAAAUGUGGAACGUUGCUAUGCGGCCCACUUUUAAAAUGAAACUCAAUCCGUUGAUUCCAUCGCCAUCGUCGUGAUGUCUGCCGUUGUUACAACUGCCUCAAGUACUUAUCUGCAAAACGUCUCGCCCAGCAGAGGAUACCACCAAGCUGAAUACAGAGGCAUUUGGUUUCUGAAUGCAAUCAGGGAUAGAGGUGGUAAACUGGUAGCUGAAGGACAUUGAAUUAGAUGCAGUGGUUUUUAAUAAUGCGCCAAACUUUGCCUUCAGCAGUGGCACAAGCAUUCAUGAUAAUUAUUCCUUGUUACCCUUGUAACAGAGGAGCACCUGGAGUAGUUGAGCUGAUAUCGGCUUCCCCCGGCGAUAUCUCUCGCCCUUGAGAUUCGUUUCAAAAGGAAUCCAUGCCAAUGAUCACGAUGCUAACUUAAUUAUAUUUCAAAUUUGUUGUUAUAUUUUUGAAAUCGGUUUCUAUUUGUUUUAUUUUAGUUAAUAUCUUUGAUGUAAACAAAAUCAGUUCAUAGCGCCAAACUAAGCAUGCACAAAGCUCAGUUUCAUUGUAAGAUUCAUAAUUUUUUUCUUGCCGAGUUCUUGUAACUUUUCAUUUUGAAUUAUUGAAAUUGUUCAUCGAGUCAAUUCGCGUCAUUUUCAAUCAACACUGCCACGUUGCGCCCAGCUGACCUUGAACGCUGCAGCGACGCUCCCCUGGGUUGAACGCGCACGAUUCCCUCCUCCAUUGCCAGCCCUGCAUUGCUGCUGCGCUCGCUCGCUCGAGCCGCGGUGAUGGCGCUUGGCGUGCGCUCCUGCUGUGGGGCGCGUCGCCUCUCGCCAGCGCUCGCGGGCGCUGGCGCGGUGACCGCCCUGCCGCACGCUCCGAACCUGCCGCUGCCGAUGCCGUCCUGCGUCUGUGCUCGUUGCAGGGUGGCCCUGACCCGAUGUGCCCGCGCUUUAGAAGUGCGUGAUGCAUCGAUAAAGAUCCGACGCCCAGCGAGGUUGCAGGAUGGUGUGUCACGCUAAAAGUUUGAGAAGGCCCCUCUGCUCUUUGUGAUAUUUUCUAGGAAUGGAAUACAAGCCUAAGCCUUUCAGCCUAAUGUUGUAGCAGAUGCGUCAGUUUCCUUAUGGAGUUCGAUCGAGGACAUAAGUCUGCAUUACUUUUUGAUGAACGAUGUUGUUGCGUGGCUGUGGGUGCCGGUGUAUGCCGAGGGCCCCUCUCCAUCAUGGUCUCGGUCCGUGACUCCAUUACCUUCUCAGGGUCUGGUUCGCUAAUUAAUCUCCGUGCCCCAUACUACCCCAGGUUAAGGUCUUACCAUUUCCUCCUGACAGCAAAGCAGAGGUUUUGCACCGGUUUACAACAAACAUCUGUGGGUGUUAAGUGCAGCUGCCAGAUUUACAAAGUAAAAAAAGCGUUAACUCUCUACUCUGCAAAAGCACCACUACUCGCGUCUGAUAUGUUCACUGUCCUGAGUCUCUCUGACGUGUGUUCUCGCUGUGCCGCGUGUUGUUGGGCGUGAUGAGUUUCGCGUCUGAGAGCUACACAGCACAACCGCGAAAACCAAUGUCCUCAACUUAACAAGAGGAAAUCCCAGCGAGGUUAUCUGUAGCCAGGGGGAACCUGAUUAGCAAUAGAUGAGAAGUGACACUGUGAUUAAUGUUGGGAUUUCGAUGAAGACACCAGCCUACGAUGACCCACGUUGUUUAACGAUGCCACGGACUCGUCGAUGUCCAUCGUGCGCUCGAGUAAUCUCCCGCAGGCGUCGCCGGGCACCGCACGGAGUCGGUCCGUAGGCCCCGUAGGCCCCGUAGGCCCCGUACACUUCGACUGUCUGGCGAGGGUGAUAACCAGCGGGCCUCGGUUGCCAACGCGGGCUCCUGUUGGUCAGCAGUGUGACAAGGGAGGAGAGCAGUGAGAGAGAGACGAGCACUUAAACCUCGCAGUUUGCUACCGUGUCUUGCACAAUCUAUUUGGCCCCCACUAUCCCAACAUGGGUAUAGCAUUAAGAUGUAUUUUUUUUAAGGAUUUCAACGUUUUUUUAUUUCAUGUUAUUGUUGUUGGUUAACUUUUCUGCACUUAAAAAUCGUUAUAAUUUAACGCACAUGUAUUUUGAGGUGUAAACCCACCAAUGUUGUACCCCUAGUUUCUGAAAGGACAUGUUUGGAUGCUGGUUGACGUAACUUCACUAUUAACAAACAGCUAUAACAAACAUUCUCAUUUCAAUGAAUAAUUUGUAUAAUGGUGGAUUUGUUUAAUGUUAGGCAUGACCAUUUCAGACGUUUUACGUAAAUUCUGUUUAACCUUUACAAGAAAUGGUCAUUUCAGAUAUUGGAAAUUCACACCUGUGUACCAAAGAUGAAUGUACAUAUUCAGCUUCUCAUUUACAUGGCAGAGUUUUGUCCGUGCGCUAAUUGAAGCGAGCUCAUAGUCAAUGAACAUAUCUUUCCACAAUAGAGGUUUUUUGGGUUAGAUCGCAUAAAUAUAUAAAAGUGUCGUUAAGCCCGCCACCACCCGACACGGCCAAUUAGUAAGGUUUGUCACGUAAACAGAACGUGCCAAUUCGUUAUUAGUACAGCACUAACCGGUGUUUACGUGAUAAACCUCACUGAUUGUCGUGUGGUGGUGGGUUUAACGACACAUUUAUAUAUUUACACGAGCUAACCCCAAAACAACAACUCUAUUUUGGACAUUGGUUGUGAAAACCUACGUGUUAAACGAACAUAUCUUUGUCAGAAAUAUUUCAGUAAGAUCUGACAAGUAUAUUUACCAACAUGUAUUAGGUUUCAUCUUACACCCAUUGCAUUUUAUUAGAAAAUGUAUUCAACUUAAAAAUAAAUUUCAGGGACUUUAACAAUGAUUUCGCAACAUUGGUGUUAAUACCGUUUAAAUAUUUGCUAACUUGCUUUUAUCAUUUUCAACUGGUUAUUUUCAUUUUAUUUCAUCGUAAGGGAAAAUACUACUGUUUUGCCUAUUAAGACAAUUGUUACCUUUUUAACGAAGCUUAAUGUUUUAAGCUUAAGCUUUCGACUUGUUUAUGUUGGACGUUGAAUAAUUUAUAAAGCGUGUGCUACUAUGCAGUUGGAGACACUGGAAUCACACGUCGUCGUCGUUGUUGUUGUUCGGCUAACCACUAUUGGAACUUCUCCGUGUUCCUCCAGACCACGGUGGGCACACAACCCACAUCACUCCUCGCAGCACACUGAGCCAUUCGAAAAAGCGACAAACAGCCACGCACCGCGCCGUGCCCGUGCGCUGCCGUGAUCACGAUGGGGUUUUGUUUGUUUUUCACCCCGUACCCCCCCACCCCGCAUCGGUCUUUUGAAUCCUCGUCUGUAAACGGAACUCGACUUACCCUGUGGGGCCGUGCUUGUGGGCAACGGAGAGCUCGGCACGAGGUACAGCUCCCGGUGGCCUGCCCUGAGACACCGCGGGGUCCCCUGGCCUGAGAUACCGCGGGGUCCCCUGGCCUGAGACACCGCGGGGUCCCCUGGCCUGAGACACCGCGGGGUCCCCUGCCCUGAGACACCGCGGGGUCCCCUGCCCUGAGACGCCGUCUUUAAAGGGAGCCGCGAUUCACUCGAGAGCCGGAACCCCGUGCUCUUCUCUUGCUCGAUCUUUGCCUGAACAAUCAAGAUUAUAGCGUGAAACUAAACAAGAAGAGAAAACGAUCUAAAGACAAAAUGCUGAACGAAUACAUUCAGCAUAGCUGUUAUUUCUUUAUUUGUUUAAAAAAUAAAGUCGCGAGCAAUAAACGUGAGACGCGAAUUACCGUUUGCGUUCAACGAUGUCGGAGGCGCGAUUGAUGGAUUUGACUUUUGGUGUUUUUUUGUUCAUGGAGUUUAGACGCAGUGCAGGUGAAAACUGAACAACGGUGUCCGUUCAACGUUGCAUGUCGUAAAUAAGAAGGCUUUAAUUCACAUUCGCUUUAACACACGUUUUUAUUUAACUCGAGGGAACCUUUCAAAAACAAUUGAAGAGCAAAUUUCCAAUCUUUUCAACUCCACCAUCAGAUGUACGAGCGCCCAUUACGAGGACGCGCAGCGUUGCACUUUAUAAACUUACGGCUGUAAUUUGACGUCACUGUACAUACACAGCUAUUACUCUAGGGCUAUAUUGUGACAAAUAUUCGGGUUGUCCACUUUGGAGAUAGAGGUUAUUGUCAGUUUUGUUAGACUUUUCUUAUUUUUUUGUACAAAUUACGUUGGUAAAUAAUUGUAUAUAUUUCGUACGUGAUAAAAAAACAGCAGUGUUCUCAAUGCACCAUCGCAUUUGCCAAACCAAAUUAAGUUCACAACCGAUAAUUGAUGAUUAUUUCUCUGAUAGCUUAUUACGAAUGCUUUAAACGGAAUGGAUCUUUUUGGGAAACAAUUUUCCGUGAACGUAUAUAUAUUUUUGAGAUUUGUUAAUCUAAACAGUGGAGUUGUGAGUUUUGGAGAUUUGCUCAUCAUUGGUGGGAAUGGUUUUUCUACGUUUUUGAGGAACGCCAUUUCGACUUUUGUAUAAGAAAGUUGUUCCCUGUGGGAAAGAAGAGGGCAUGGUCUCCUCAGUCGCUGAAACAUUUCAUUGGGAAAACAAAGAUUGAUGGGAAUACGUGCGAGCACUUUGUUCAGCAAUUUGUUUUGUAUUAAUAUAUAAUCCAUACGUGGAUUAUGGGGAGAAUAAUGACCCAGCUUUUUGUAAUUGCGUUCACACUUAAUUCAUCCUUUUCAGUCUGCAUCAAUGCAAAACAUCGCCACUCCGUUGUGCAACACAAGUGGCGAUGUUGAUUUGAAUAAAUCCCAUUAUAUUUAAAUUACAGUGAAUGCAUAUUCUUGAGUCUUUCGGUAAAGUCACGUAGAUGGUUCAAAGAAAAUAGCAAAAAACUACGACGUUUCGAUCACAACACAAGCGAUCAUCAUCGCGAUCGUCAUCGCUUGUGUUGUAUUCGAAAGACCCAAGACUAUGAAUGCCUGCAGUCACGAAAGCUUUAAGUCAACAUUAAGAGUGAAUGUGUAGAAUUUGCCUCGUGCCAUCGAGGCGUUCUACCGCCCUGUGUCACGAGUCCCAACUGGGGCACCUGGAAUGGUAAAAACCACAACCCCGGCUUGCUUCUCCACUGACUUAAUCACCAAUGGGGCGAGCAAUUGGGGUGUGCUUUAUGAAAGUAUUCAGAGUGCAGAUUUUUUUUUCAAGUGUAAACAUAGUUCAAUACUGUAAAUGCUGUUACAUUGUAAGGUUGUUAUGAUGUCGCCCUCGGCUCGUCUGUUCGCGUCGUCAAUGUACAGUAGACGUGAGGAGUUUGUCGGCUGUGACGACUCCCCCCGUCGUCCUCCUCGCCUCCGCUUCUGCCCCCAGUUGGAAUCCGACUACCUCAGUGCCUUCUCUGCUCCCAUCUCUGCCAAAGUUGCCCCUUUUGAUGUUGACGCUUGCAACGAUUAUUUCCUUGACUUCCCCGUCACGUUUCCGAGAGAGACUUUAAUUUUAUUGCUUUUGGGGUUUCUAAGGGCUAACUUCUCUUAGCACCUUGUAUUGAAUACACCGCGGACACACAAAUAAGUAAAAUCAAACCAUUCGUUUUGAACAUGUUGAUUGUAUACUCUUAAAGUGAGUGUUUCUGAACUGUUUUAAAAUAAAGUUUGUUGCAAAUGAA
Messenger RNA from Petromyzon marinus (sea lamprey), 27283 nucleotides. The record is from RefSeq and is a predicted model, not a curated record. NCBI's taxonomy places the organism in Eukaryota, Metazoa, Chordata, Hyperoartia, Petromyzontiformes, Petromyzontidae.